UACAACCAAAAUCCAAUAAUCAGAAGAAUGGACCCCAGCCAGUCUUUCUAUCAGCCUCCAGGGGCCUACAAUUCAUCUGAGAAAUCAGUUAUGUUGCAGUCAGCUGCAGCACCACCAGCAUACCAGGACAAUCCUGCUGGAUAUCCUCCUUCCAUUCCAAGCCAGCCGGUCCCCCAGGGCCCCUACGUCCAGGGGCCGUAUCCAGGACAAACUGUGGUUGCUGUUCAGCCUGCAGUUUUUGUGACUGCCGCUCCACUGGCCAAUCCAGCGCCAGAUUACCUGGGUUAUUCCAUCUUUACCAUGCUGUGCUGCUGUUUUCCUCUGGGCAUUGCUGCGCUGGUUUACUCCUGCUCUACUCGAGAUGCCAACUACUCAGGAUGGCGAGAAUUAGCAGAGAAGAACUCAAAAACGGCACGCACCCUGAAUCAUGUCGCUGUUGCUCUUGGCCUCAUUAUCAUUGUAGUGUAUAUUAUCUAUUACUUUGUGUUGAUUAACAAUAUGAAUCAGCGUAAUUAA
This is a messenger RNA of Sinocyclocheilus rhinocerous, 516 nucleotides long. RefSeq names its product proline-rich transmembrane protein 1-like. NCBI's taxonomy places the organism in Eukaryota, Metazoa, Chordata, Actinopteri, Cypriniformes, Cyprinidae. The record is from RefSeq and is a predicted model, not a curated record. Bases 28 to 516 code for a protein of 162 amino acids. Gene Ontology annotation, cellular component: membrane. The transcript is spliced from 2 exons.